Cyclocybe aegerita is the source of this 1608-nucleotide messenger RNA. NCBI's taxonomy places the organism in Eukaryota, Fungi, Basidiomycota, Agaricomycetes, Agaricales, Hemipholiotaceae. The record is from the annotation of a GenBank genome assembly.
AUGGCCUCUGAGUUGCAGAUCUUCACCGAUCUCAGUGCGGACAUCAACAGGUCGACCCUCUCUGAUGCCGAUGUGAUUGCUCAGACCAAGAAAGCAAAGGAUAUCAUCAAGAAACUCGAAGAGAACACAGCCAACAUUUUCAAGCCCUCGGCAACUGCAACAUCGUUACAACUUCAUCGAGUUCUACAGGCAAUGCUCACCUGCACCGAGGACAUCAAGAUGCCACCCCAGAGGCUGGUAUACGUGAUUAAAGCAAUUCUUACCUGUUCCAAACGGGCUGAAGAGGGUGAUCGCGGUGGUCCCUUGCGACAUGAAGAACUGGUUAAGAACCUCCGAGCUCUCGCAGUCACUUGGGUCACCCACUUCCUCUUCCCAUUUAAAGCCAGUCCGAGAACCUACGCACAACAAGCAUCUGAAAUUUUUUCUGAUAUCGCCACCCCAACGUAUGAAAGGACGGCGGACAAUAUGCCGACUAGAUCCAUUGGACGUAGGACUUUAGACAUGGAUACCGUGCUCCGUCGUGACGGUUAUACGUGUGUGAUCACGGGUAUAGUAGACAGCCGUCGUCCUGUGGAUCCAGGUGUUACUAGAUUGGAGGUAGCUCAUGUAUUGCGGAGAGCUGUAGGUGGGCAAAGUCACCGUGAGACAGAUCCUAGUUUCAGACCGGCCGCUGCUACAUUUGAUAUACUACGAAACUAUACUCGCCUUCCCGAUGAUUACCUCUGGAACAUGGAGGAUCACAUUGAUCACCCUUCAAAUGCAAUCACCCUUGGGGCUGACGCACAUAUCCUCUUCGAUCAGUACCGGAUACGUCUGCUCCCAACAGCUACUGAACACACAUACACGCUUGACUGGUUUGACAAGUUACGGGUCGCUGAUUUUCUUUCUGGUCUCCGCAAAUUGGGAGGCCGCAACUUGGCAGUUGUUUUCAGGAACCGUACUCCUCAUGGAUACGCCUACAACAUGCCUGACCCAAUUUUCAUCGGGAUUCACGCCACUGUGGCGGGCGUUCUCGAUAUUUCUGGCGCAGCCGAAUUCAUCGACAACUUAAUUGACAAGCACCCGCCAUCUGGGAGCAGUAAACCUGCUAGCAGCUGGAGUGACAUGGAGGAAUUGAUCUCGCUCCAUGAAGUUGUUACUGAGCUCCAAAGGCUCUCCGUGUCACCUAUCACUUCUUGGAUCCGCCUCCUCGUGCUCAGUCGUGCUUGUCCCCAUCCGACAAAGAUCCAACUCAAGCUUCGCAUUCUCCCGAUCUCCCAAGUCUACCGCACAAUCCAUAGUCUCGUUCACCUAGUCAAUCCCCCCCUCUCUUCAUCCCUGCUCCACCAUGCACCCCAUACCCAGACGACGACCCCAUGGCAGGGAAGCAAGAAGAAAGCCGAAACUGAAGAUUCGUCAUCGACCCAACGUCUUCGUACCCUGAUUCCGCGAGUAUUCUAUAGGAGGAUCGAAUCGGGGGAUGAGAAUUCUGCUCAUAGCGUUCAACCGUCGCUCCUCAGUAACCUCACCGAUGGCAACAACCGACCUCAAAAGUUCAACUCUGUUCGCGACCUUGAUAUUGACUCCAGCCCACAGUUGCAGCGGCGGAGCGUCAAUAUUCAAUGUUGA